AUGGUCAUGGCGGAUGGCCCGAGGCACUUGCAGCGCGGGCCGGUCCGGGUGGGGUUCUACGACAUCGAGGGCACGCUGGGCAAGGGCAACUUCGCCGUGGUGAAGCUGGGGCGGCACCGGAUCACGAAGACGGAGGUCGCUAUAAAAAUAAUAGACAAAUCUCAGCUGGAUGCAGUAAACCUUGAGAAAAUCUACCGAGAAGUACAAAUAAUGAAAAUGCUCGACCAUCCUCACAUAAUCAAACUUUAUCAGGUAAUGGAGACCAAAAGUAUGUUGUACCUUGUGACAGAGUAUGCCAAAAAUGGAGAAAUUUUUGAUUAUCUUGCUAAUCAUGGCCGGUUAAAUGAAUCUGAAGCCAGGAGAAAAUUCUGGCAAAUUCUGUCUGCUGUUGAUUAUUGCCAUGGCCGAAAAAUUGUGCAUCGUGACCUGAAAGCUGAAAAUCUCCUGUUGGAUAACAACAUGAAUAUCAAAAUAGCAGAUUUCGGUUUUGGAAAUUUCUUUAAAACUGGUGAACUGCUGGCAACAUGGUGUGGCAGCCCCCCUUAUGCAGCCCCAGAGGUCUUUGAAGGGCAGCAAUAUGAAGGGCCACAGCUGGACAUAUGGAGCAUGGGAGUUGUUCUUUAUGUCCUUGUCUGUGGAGCUCUGCCUUUUGACGGACCAACUCUCCCUGUUUUGAGGCAGAGAGUUUUGGAAGGACGAUUCCGGAUUCCAUAUUUCAUGUCAGAAGAUUGUGAACACCUUAUUAGAAGGAUGUUGGUCCUAGAUCCUUCCAAACGGCUAAGCAUAGCUCAAAUCAAGGAGCACAAGUGGAUGCUCAUAGAAGUUCCUGUACAGAGACCUAUUCUCUAUCCACAAGAACAAGAAAAUGAGCCAUCCAUUGGAGAAUUUAAUGAACAGGUUCUGCGAUUGAUGCACAGCCUUGGAAUUGAUCAGCAGAAGACUAUUGAGUCUUUGCAAAACAAGAGCUAUAAUCACUUUGCUGCCAUUUAUUUCUUGUUGGUGGAACGUCUGAAAUCACAUAGGAGCAGUUUUCCCGUGGAGCAGAGACUUGAUGGCCGCCAGCGCCGGCCUAGCACCAUUGCGGAACAAACAGUUGCCAAGGCACAAACUGUGGGACUCCCAGUGACCUUGCAUUCACCGAACGUGAGACUGAUGCGAUCUACCCUCCUCCCACAGGCAUCCAAUGUGGAGGCCUUUUCAUUCCCAACAUCCAGCUGUCAAGCAGAAGCUGCCUUUAUGGAGGAAGAGUGUGUCGACACUCCUAAGGUGAAUGGCUGUCUGCUUGACCCUGUGCCCCCUGUCCUGGUGAGAAAGGGAUGCCAGUCACUGCCCAGCAAUAUGAUGGAGACCUCCAUUGAUGAAGGCUUGGAGACAGAAGGAGAGGCUGAGGAAGACCCCAGUCAGGCCUUUGAAGCUUUCCAGGCCACGCGGAGUGGGCAGCGACGGCACACUCUGUCAGAAGUGACUAACCAAUUGGUUGUCAUGCCCGGGGCAGGGAAAAUUUUCUCUAUGAGUGACAACCCCUCCCUUGACAGUGUGGACUCUGAGUACGAUAUGGGGUCUGCCCAGAGAGACCUGAACUUCCUGGAAGACAGCCCUUCCCUGAAGGACAUCAUGUUAGCUAACCAGUCUUCACCCCGCAUGGCAUCUCCUUUCAUAAGCCUCAGACCUACCAACCCAGCCAUGCAGGCUCUGAGCUCUCAGAAACGUGAGGUCCACAAUCGGUCCCCUGUGAGCUUCCGAGAAGGCCGCAGGGCAUCAGAUACUUCCCUUACCCAAGGAAUUGUAGCAUUUAGACAACAUCUUCAGAAUCUUGCUAGAACCAAAGGAAUUCUGGAGUUGAACAAAGUACAGUUGCUCUAUGAACAAAUAGGAUCAGAGGCAGACCCUAACUUAGCAUCAGCUGCUCCUCAGCUCCAAGACCUCUCGAGCAGUUGUCCUCAGGAGGAAGUCUCUCAGCAGCAGGAAAGUGUCUCCACACUCUCUGCCAGCAUGCAUCCUCAACUUUCUCCACAGCAGAGCUUGGAAACCCAGUACCUACAGCAUCGACUCCAGAAGCCCAGUCUUCUGCCAAAGGCCCAGAAUACUUGUCCAAUAUAUUGUAAAGAACCACCUCGGAGCCUGGAACAGCAGCUACAGGAACAUAGGCUCCAACAGAAGCGACUCUUCCUCCAGAAGCAGUCUCAGCUACAAGCGUAUUUUAAUCAGAUGCAGAUAGCCGAGAGCUCCUACCCUCGACCAAAUCAGCAGCUGGCUCUUCCCCAUCAGGAGACUUCACCGCCAUCCCAGCAGCCCCCACCAUUCAGCCUGACCCAACCCCUGAGCCCAGUCCUCGAGCCCUCUUCUGAGCAGAUGCAAUUUAGCCCUUUCCUCAGCCAAUACCCAGAGAUGCAGUUGCAGCCCCUGCCCUCCACACCCAGCCCCCAGGCUCCACAUCCCUUACCCUCACAAUUGCAGCAGCCACCCCCACCGCCUCCUCCUCCUCCACCUCAGCAGCCAGGAGCUGCUCCAACCCCCUUACAGUUCUCCUAUCAGACUUGCGAGCUGCCAAGCACCACCUCCUCUGCACCAGACUACCCUGCUCCCUGUCACUAUCCUGUGGAUGGAGCCCAGCAGAGCAACCUCACAGGCGCGGACUGUCCCAGGAACUCAGGACUUCAGGAGACCCCAUCUAGCUAUGACCCGCUGGCCCUCUCUGAGCUCCCUGGACUCUUUGAUUGUGAAAUGCUAGAAGCUGUGGAUCCACAACACAAUGGAGUGGCUUGUCCUAUCAGCAGAUGAAUGCACUAAGCACAAAGCGUCUUCCUUAAAGCACAAGAAGAGAGCUACUACACUGAUGCUGCAUCUAGAAACACCUAUAAGUUGCCUUUCCUCUCUGUAGUAAGUGUCCAGGCAGGCAAGGGAAGACUAGGCAUGGGAAGUCUACGGAGAGCCAUCCUGGUCACCAGCCCAACCCCUGCCAGUGGUGGCGAUUCAAGCAUCUUUGAGGCUGGCCAGAGACUGUAGUUGUUGGGUCCCCACUGGUGCCAGGCUGCUUUGCAAAUGCGCUCUGCUUAGAAUUGGGCUGUGGGUGUCAGCAGGAAUGGCUAGCAGGAGGGACUGUCAUUUUUGUGAUUUAAUAACUGAAAAUCCAGUAAGGAUAAAUUGUGUUUCUUUUAUUGAUUCUGUUCCUCCUCAUGCUUAAGAUUGAUGAUUUUGUGAGAUAAAGAACAUCAUUUCAUUGGAGAGAUCAUUUCAUUAAGAUCUCUAAUAUGUUUUAAAGCUUUGCAGAAUAAGCCAGCUAUAAAACGGGGCUUGAUUUGUUUAGACUGGAGGAGGAUGUUUUCCCAAAAUAUACUGCAGAAGCGCUGUAAUAUUGACAAAUGAAAAUGCCUUCCAGAUUGAAAAUGGGGGCCGCUCAUUUCAGGACUGCAGGAACAGCACCGCUACAGAUUGGCAUAAACCCCUGCCCCCCAACAGG
Messenger RNA from Microtus ochrogaster (prairie vole), 3460 nucleotides. It is a transcript of the gene Sik2, whose product is annotated as salt inducible kinase 2. Gene Ontology annotation, cellular component: cytoplasm. Gene Ontology annotation, biological process: intracellular signal transduction; protein phosphorylation; microtubule cytoskeleton organization. The record is from RefSeq and is a predicted model, not a curated record. NCBI's taxonomy places the organism in Eukaryota, Metazoa, Chordata, Mammalia, Rodentia, Cricetidae. Gene Ontology annotation, molecular function: magnesium ion binding; tau-protein kinase activity; ATP binding.